Molecule: messenger RNA, 8387 nt
Organism: Hypanus sabinus (Atlantic stingray)
Lineage: Eukaryota; Metazoa; Chordata; Chondrichthyes; Myliobatiformes; Dasyatidae
Exons: 3
Coding region: 5937-6863 (308 amino acids)
Source: RefSeq, a predicted model, not a curated record
GCACAGACAUACGCAAUAAUAUCACAUUACUAGCACUGACGUGAGACACAGGCAUCUGCCCUUACUCUGUUUCACAUACAUUUAAGCCUUUUUAAAAAAAUGUUCAGCCACAAGCUGUCACAACAAUUGAGAAUCCCUUAAUUAUCACUGCCUGCAAACUUGGAUUCUUGUUGCUAAUAGUAGUGACAGGUAAGUAUUGUACGUGAUUUUUAGGCAUAAAAUGGCAGUAAAGAACAUUUAUUUAGCAGUGGAAUGAUAGAGCAGCAAAGCUGACUGAGGACAUUAAUCAAAGGUCAGGGACGCUGCGCUGGAAUUAGUCAACGUUAAAGAGAAUACCUGUAUACAAUGAAAACUAAAUUUCAAAAUCAUGUUUUUAAAUCCUUUUGUUGGAGCAUGGAGCAUUGACAUUAACUCCAGAGCCCUUGCUUCCAUUCCCCAUUUAGCACCUCUAGUACCCUCUUUCUGGUACUUACUUGGAGAUUGCUGUGAGCAAGCCACGUGAUCAAUGCCUUACUUCAAUGCUGACUACAGUCUAAAGAGCAAAGGGACAGGAACUAUAAAGUUCAUCAAAGUUCAAAGUAAAUUUUUUAUCAAAGUACACUUUCCACUAUGCAUCUAUAGAAGUCUGUCAAAGUUUUAAAUGUCAUGCUAAAUCUCUGCAGAGUCUUAAGGAAGAAAAGGUGCUGCCAUGAUUUCUUUGCAAUUGCACUUACAUGUUGGGUCCAGGAACUUUGUGACUAAGUUCUAAGGUUGGAAUCUGGAACUGUGGAGAAAAUAGUUCAAAUAAUUUCAUAUAAGCCAGUGAAUUUAAGUUCAAAGCUCAAGUAAAUCAGGAAGUAAAAAGCUAAACUUAUCAGGAAACAACUAAUUACCAUAAAGACCCUGCUGCUCCAUUACUGUUCUCCAAGGAAUCAGUCCACUAUCACCACCUGAUCUAGCCAGUGUUUGAUUUCAAACCUAUCAAUUUGGUUGGCUCUUGAAUGCAGCUAUCAGAGCUUCUGCCUAACUAAGGCAUUGAAUCGGGUUCCAUCAUGACCUCUGGUUCUGUCUCCAUGGAAUUUGCAUGUUCUCUCCGUGGCAGCAGGGAUUCAUUCCAUGUGCUUCAGUUUCCUCCCAUAUACCAAAGAUGUGCAGGUAAUACCUUUGGGUGCUGUAAAUUAUUGGUGCUAUAAAUGACCCCUCAUAUCUAUCAUAUUGACAUGACAGGUGGAAUAUGGGGGAGUUGAUAGAGAUGAAAAGGAUUGGUGUAAAUGGAUGGUUGAUUGUUGGUAUGGACUCAAUAGACUGAAGAGACUUUACUAUUACAUCGUUCAAUGAAUAUGUGCCUCUUCAGUUCAAGGCCAUUUGAGGAUUGCCAAUAAAUACCAUAAUGUGAACAAAUAGACAGACAUUCCACUAACCUUUGGACAUUUGGUUUGGGACAUUAAAGGUUACACUAGUGGAACUAGAAGGAAAAUCACCAUUCCAAGUCCUUACUUAAAUAGUACUUAAUCUUGUGAGUCUUAUUGGGUCAAAUCUAACAAGUUAUAAAUACCAUUAUUUUCUAUUCAUGAAGUGCAGUGAGCUAACCAGUUUGCCAACACCCUUAGAGAAGUAUUUCUUUUGUUUGGCAGUGGAAGCAGAGUCUUUGACUAUUUUUAAGGUAAAGGUAGAGAAGGAAGAUCAGGAAAGCAGUAAAAGGCUACAGGGGUAGAAAUAAUCAGAUCCGCAAUAACCUAAUUAAUUGGCAGAGCUGGCUUGAGGACCAAAAGGCCUGGAUGCUGUCCUAAUUUGUAAGUUAGUAUUUUAUCUAUUUAAGCAUCUGUAAGAAUGUGCAAGGUUUUACUUUUUGAUGUUACUUGAUAUCUUUUCUAAACAACAGAAAUCAUAGACAAGGUAUUCCAGCUUUAGCAGGGACAGCUGUCAAGUUUUCUCACAUUCCACUGCAAAAAGGAUAGCAACUUUCACUUUUCCACCCAUGAACCUGAAGGUCUGGAAAAAUGAAAGUUGCUGUAAGCUGACUCUGCUGGAGAUUAAAUAAGCUUCCUCUGAAUUCAUUGGGAGAAUAUGAACUUGGUCAAGGAGCUCGCCAGUUAAGCUCCAAACACCAAAACAUCUCAUACCAAAUUUAAGAAGUAACUGAUCUUUACCCUCAUUUUUAAUUGAAAAUAAUGAAAGGUACGGAAGUAUUUAUAGAUUUUUAACUGGAUCCAGAAGUGUUUCACUCUUUAAUAAUAUUUACCGUUCAUUCAUUUCCAUGGGUGCUGCUUGACCAGCUGAGUUCUGUCAGCAUUUUGUGUGCAUCGCUUUGAAUCUCCAGCAUCUGCAGACUUCCUCAAGAUUUUUUUUAACAUUUUAGACUCUCAUAAUUUAAACUCUCAUUGAAUUUAUAUAUCUUUUAAUUUGCUUUAAUUUCUGUUCUCACUCUUCUUUUGAAGAUCUCACAACUAAUUUAAUGUACUUUAACCAUCUUUAUGCCAUAACUUAAGUAGCUCCAAGUUUCUUUGUCCUUAGGAGGGAUGCUUGUUUUGAUUGUCUCGUGACCUUUUGAUACUCCAAGUCUGCCACCAAGGAUUCCUCCUCCCUGAACUUACCAAAAAUUCUCACCAGUAUUUUGUUAUAAAUCAUGUUCCAAAUAAUGCAAAUGUUAUCAGUUUCAAUUUCUCAACAGACUAUUGUCGUCCAUUGAUGAAGACAUUGGUUUAUUUGGUUGUAUGAAUCUUACUUAAGUGCAUCUGUCACAACAAGGCUGUACAUAAUGAUUUGGCUGGCAGAUUCAGUGCAAAAACAGACUUGGUUAAAAUGUUUCUACACUUGCAUCGUUCACACACUAAAAUGAAUUUCUACCACCUUGAAUCAUGUCUGUCAACAUGUUUUAUUCACUUGCAAGAUUUAAUUGAGGUGUAAAUUGCAUUUUAAUGCUUUCACGUUAGUCAUGUGUAACAAAAUAGAACUGAAGAAAAGUGACAUAGGUUGUUAAACUUGCAUUAGUUUUGUGAUUAUUUUUUGUGGUUAUGAUCAGAACUGAACAGACCAAAGUAAAAAUAAUGAACAAGAGGAAAUCUGUGUGCUGCUAAAACUUAUGAAAACUCAUCCUGCUGUAUCCACUGUGCAAUUGGUGAAGUGGGGAAGUGUUCCAGACUUUCCAAUUAGACUUCAAAUUGCAUUUAUGUUGGGACCUGUAUUAUUCUCAUUUGCUAAUCUUGGGGCUGUUCUCCACAGGACAGGCAAAUUUCUGAAGACAUGUGGUUCAAAGCCUUGAAGCAACAUCCCUUACCGCCUUCCAAGGUCAAGAAAGUCUUUCUUAAUGAGGCAGUGAUUCACUUGCACUGCUUUCAAUCUAGUGUACUGUAGCUAGUAUCAACAACGUGGCCUCCUCUGCUCUGGAGAAACCAAACACAGAUUUGGUGUUAGGUGAUUAGGCAAACCAUCAUUGUUGGAGUUCUGUUAAAAAGAGUUCAGCCCAAAACAUCUACUUCUUUCUUCAUUUCACAGAUGCUACCACACAUGAUGUUACGAAGGUGAAGCAACUCUGAGGGGCUGAAGGGUACAAAGUCGCCCCCUCCUUUUUGAGAAUCGCAAGAUCGCUAUUAUUUCGGGUCUGAGACUCAGGAAAUGAGAGAGAUACACAUCAUGAGGGAGAGAGAUGCAGAAUACACAACCAGGUGGAAUGUGUCCUAACAUAAGCAGAACGGAACCACUGACCACUGCUAUUGUCUCUUGAAUUGUGUAUUGAGUACUGUACUAUGGCGAGCGGAAGAACGGGUUUAGCUAAAGGAGAGGUCACACUUGAACGGCCACAACAACGAGACACCUGACGGAUUGAAAUCAUAAAGGAAAGCCGACAAGUUUUUCUCCUAAUCUCUCUCUCUCUCUCCAACAAUUGCAACACAGCGGUCCCCAACGGCUGCAGCCUGUAUGAACUGAAUGAACUAUAUAUUUCCAUUGAACAAUACAUUAUCCCCUAGACAACGAUAGAACUUAUUUCUUAUUGAUUAUUAUUAUACCCGCACUUUUAGAUUUAGUAUUGACGACGUAUAUUAUCUGUAUAUUUGCAUUGAUAUUAUUUUUGUGUAUUUUUACUAAUAAAUACUGUUAAAAAUAGUAUCAUCAGACUUCAACGGACAUCUCUAUCUUUGCCGGUAAGUCAUCCAGUUACGGGGUUCGUAACAACGAGGGGCCUCGUCUCGAGAUUUGAUACCAAAUUGCAGGGCCAGUAAAUCGGGCUUUUAAGCCCAAACUUGGAUCUGGUUGCGCAGGUAACCAGAUGGGAAACCAGCAAAGAUGGACGUAGACGAAUUUAUAGAAAACCCGACUCUGGAGGUGCUAGAGGCUGCCACAAAGUCGGACUUGAUGAAUAUUGCGUAAUUACUAAAUCUCGCAGAGGUCAAUUAAAAAGCAGGAGGUGCAGAGGGCCAUAACUCAGUAUUAUAUUGUGAAGAAUGUGUUUUUGGCUGAAGUAUUGGAAAAUAUCCCUGAAAAGGCACCAGCUAGUUGGACCGCUCAGUUAGAGUUGGAGAAAUUAAGGUUGGAACAUGAAAUUAAGUUAAAACAGCUGGAAGCAGCUGAAAAGGAAAAAGAAAGAGCCGAAAAGCAAAGGAGGUCUGAGCUCCAGCUAAAGGAGUUAGAGGUGAAAAGGGAGCAGGAAAGAGCUGAAAAGCAGAGCGAGCAUGAAAUUCAGUUAAAACAGCUGGAAGCAGCUAAAGAAGAGAAAGAAAGAGCUGAAAAGGAGAGGGAGUAUGAGGAGAAGAGAAACAGAGGCAACAUGAGCUGGACAUGGAGAGGUUCAGGCAAGAGCAAAGAGCUCAAGGGCCAGACCGAGAGGAGCGGUUUAAUGUUAGUCGGGAGUUUAGGUUACUACCUCCGUUUGAGGAGACAGAUGUUGAUAGUUAUUUCUUGCAUUUUGAAAAGGUGGCAGAGAGUCAGAAGUGGCCCAAAGAGCAAUGGGUGGCAUUGUUACAAAGUGUGUUAAAAAGGAAGGCACAUUUGGCAUAUGCGGCGUUGUCCAUGGAAGAGGAGGAGUCUGAGAAUUAUGAGGGAGUAAAAGAGGCCAUUCUUCGGGCCUACGAAUUGGUACCUGAGGCCUUUAGACAAAAGUUCAGAAAUUUAAAGAAAGGGUGGAAUCAGACGUAAGCAGAGUUUAUGAGAAGGGUGUGCUCUUGGAUCGUUGGUGUGCAGCAGAAAUGGUGGAAGAAGAUUUUCGGCAUCUCAGGGAGUUAAUUCUGAUUGAGGAAUUUAAAGGUUGUGUUUCGGAUGAUAUCCAGAUGUAUUUGAACGAGAAGCCGAAUAAGUCCAUAUCCGAAUUUGCUAGGUUCACAGAUGAAUAUGCUCUAACCCACAAGACAAAGUUUUCCUCAAAUAAAAGUUACCGGAAAGACCGUGGGAAUGGUAGAGAAAGUCCGCUGGCUGAGGCAGAGAUUCAGCCAGGAGCCAGUGGUAAAAAUAAGGAGGAAGAAAGGCAAGACGGCAGGAAGGGUCCUGGCUUGACCUAGUUUAAUUGUGGAAAGGUGGAGCAUAUUGCAUCUAAGUGCUUUGCUCCAAGGAAGGAGACAGGAAAAGGGAAAGCAGCAGUCCCUACAGGAUGUAUUGUGUUGAUCAGUAAAUCGACAAGAAAGCCCUAGGUAGACAGAAUACGACAGGGGCCUGAGAAAUUUAUUUCAGAAGGAACUGUGUCUGUGAAAGAGGGAGACACACCAGUUCCAGUGCGGAUCUGGAGAGACACUGGAGCUGAGCUGUCAUUGAUUCGCAGUACAGUGCUAGAUUUUGGUCCCAAGACUGGAGAGGUAGCUUUGAGAGGCAUAGGAAAAGGGACAGAAGCUGUGCCUUUACAUAGGAUCAUUAUAGAUUGUGAUCUGGUAUCUGGACCUGUUGAAGUAGGGGUGCGAUCAGAAUUUCCGAGAACUGACGUAGACAUCCUUCUGGGUAACGAUUUAGCUGGUGGUGAAGUUUGGUCAGCAAUGGAGCUGACGAGCAAGCCUGUGAGUGUUGAGGGCCCAACCCUACGUUCCAAGAUUUAUCCCGCAUGCACGACCACUCGCAGCAUGUCGAGAAAGGCAGCUGAGACAGAGAUCAGUUUAAUUCAGGCCAGUAUCGAUUUGGCUGAGACGUUUUUACCGACCCUGUACCAAGAGGGGUUAGAGGGUGGUAAAACGGAGAAUAGGGAGGUGAAAAAGAGUAAGGGAGAGGAGGUAGACCUGCCCUUAGCCAGGAGGAAAAUUAUAGAGGCAUGGAGUAAAAAUGAGAAACAGAUAAGGCUGUUAGAAGGUCCAGGGUUGGACAUGGAUGAUCUGUCUGGCUUGACAGAACUGUUUGAAGAAGUUGAAAAUUUUAAAGGUGUUCCCGAUAAUGAAAUGAGGGCAGUCCAAGAUGAAAAGGAUGCUGUUACGUGGAAGGAGUCUGCUGGGUUAGCAGAUGAGGUUGUUUCAGCCUGCAGGGUUGAGUUUACUCUGGAAGGGAGUUGCCCAGAGAGUAACUGGGAGGAUCAGGGGAACUUAGAAGUUGAAAAGGGGACGGGUAUUGAAAGCCUGGAAGAGGCAGAUGUCCCGUUUGAGUGUGUUCAAGAUGUGGAUGCACGUGGUACUGAACCUAGUAAUGAAACUCAGGAAAAGUCUGAGGUAUUUGAUUCAGUUAAAAAGGAACACAGUCCUUGUGGGUCAGAUGGAUUUGGUUCAGUGAAGAAAGGGUUAACCUUGGCACUAGUGAGAAGUGAGAAUUCCCAGUUGUUUGUGUUCGAAGGUGUGUUAAAAGUUAGUGAGGAGAUAAAAGGUGGUGAUGUGAAUCUUAUUAUUGAAGGAGAAGGGAAAAGUGUAGUUCCUAAAUUGAAUGAAGAAAAGUUAAAGUCUGGAUUGGUGUCAGAAGUAGUAACCAGGCUGAAGGGACAAUAGCUUGUUAACACAGUGCCUGCGAAUCAAUUAUGGGUUGAUUUGGAAUGUAACGGUGCCCCACCCGCUAAUGUUAUCCAGGAGUGUGCUGCGAAGAGGCAGAGUGUGAAAUGUUGUUUGGACAAAGGGAGAUUGCUUGCAGAUUUUAAACUGAAAACCAAUAGAAUGAUGGGUCCUGAAGAUAAAACUAACGACUUGCUUAAAAAUAAAGAAUUGUGUGGAAAUUCAGCAAAUGGGCUAAGUUCGGAAAACAUUGUUGAUAAAAUAACUCCUAUAAAAGGAGCAUGCAAAAGCCUAUUCCACACUGGGAAGCAAGCUAACCACGUGGGAGUUAACUGGAAAAGGGGCGAGGGUUGAAGGGAUGCCAUUUUAAAUAACAGGAUCUGGUUUUGAGGGAUUUCGACAAAGCAUGUAAAUAAUAAAGACAACACCAUGGAAGGUAGACAGUUAAGUUUGAAAGUAAAAUAAGGAUUAGUAUUUGCAUGAACUUUUGUAGUAUACACGUAAGCUAAGAUCACAACUCUUUAGUUUUGUUUUGCUGAUUUGCUGAAGAAAAGAAAAUAAAUAGGUGGUUAUUAAAUUGGAGUCUGAUGCUACAAGAAUUUAUUAAGGUACAAGAUGUUAAGAUAUUAAAGGAAGUGACUAACUGUUUAGAUGCUGAAUUGAAUGUAUAACUAUUACUCUGUAGUGAAAAAAAAACUCUCUUGUAUUGUGUUAGAUUCUGAAAUCCUGUAAGACUCUAUUAAUUAAUUUUUACCUGUGGCAAAAAUCCUAGAAGGAAGGGGAUGUUAUGAAGGUGAAGCAACUCUGAGGGGCCGAAGGGUACAAAGUUGCCCCCUCCUUUUUGAGAAUUGCAAGAUCGCUAUUAUUUUGGGUCUGAGAGCCAGGAAAUGAGAGAGAUACACAUCAUGAGGGAGAGAGACGCAGAAUACACAACCAAGUGGAAUGUGUCCUGACAUAGGCGGAAUGGAACCACUGAUUACUGCCAUUGUCUCUUGGAGAAGGAAUUGUGUAUUGAGAACUGUACUAUUCAUUGAAACCCCUCAGGGGACAACCAGAGUGGUCUGGUUGAGGGAUUGCAUCAUCCCAACCUGAUUGACAUCUGAGACCCCGUGAGUGAGGAUAAAAGAGAGGUCUGGGGAACAACCCCUUUAGACGCACCAGGAGAAACGCUAGAAAUCCCGUGACAGCGUUUUAUAGCGAAAGCCGGUGGGGGCUCGUGUGUGUCCUCCCUUGCCUGGGUGGCGUGCUCACCACGGAAGAAUGGUUUAGCUAAAGGAGAGGUCACACUUGAAUGGCCACGACAAUGAGACACCUGACGGAUCGAAAUCAUAAAGGAAAGCCGGCAAGUUUUUCUCAUAAUCUCUCUCUCUCUCUCCAACAAUUGAAGCACAGCGGUCCCCAACGGCUGCAGCCUGUAUGAACUGAACGAACUAUAUAUUUCCAUUGGACAAUACAUUAUCCCCUAGACAACGAUAGAGCUUAUUCCUUAUUGAUUAUUAUUAUACCCGCACUUUUAGAUUUAGU